ACAACCUCUGGAGUGACCAGAGCCUGGAGACAGACCCCGACCUCCCCCCAGGCUGGAGGAAAAUCCGUGACUCUCUGGGCACCUACUACUGGCAUGUGCCAACUGGCACAACGCAGUGGCAGCACCCUGCACGCACCACUGGCCCAGGAGGGCGCCCGGAGGCUGAUGGAGAGGAGACACUCCAGGAAAUGGACUGCCAGGCCUUGGUGGCAAAGCACUCGGCAAAGCACAGGCCCAUUCCCAGUUCUAUGGCUUCGCUGUCCCGGAGGACCUCGCUGCCCUGGCAUGGAGAUGACUUCCAGCACAGCACAGAGCCUGGAUCCAAGUGCUUCGCUGUGCACUCUCUGGGCUGGGUGGAGAUCCCCGAGGAGGACCUGGCACCUGGCAAGAGCAGCAUCGCUGUCAACAACUGCAUCCAGCAGCUCUCCAACAGCAAGGGCCAGGGCUCUGCGGAGAACCAGGGUGAGGGCCAGGACCUGGUGAUGAUCCUGAAGAAGGACACCAUGAGCCUGGUGGACCCCCUCAAUGGCAGCCUCAUCCACCGCCAGCCCAUCCUCAACAUCCGCGUCUGGGGCGUGGGCUGCAACAACGGCAGAGACUUCGCCUUUGUGGCCAGUGACAAGGACACCUGUGUCCUCAAGUGUCAUGUCUUCCACUGCAAUGUCCCUGCCAAGGGCAUCGCCAAGGCUCUGCACGAGAUGUGCUCCAAGAUCAUGGCUGAGCGAGCCAUAGCGAGCAGCGUGCUGCCACGUGCUGCCACACUGGAGCCUGUGUCCACUGAGGACCUGCCGCUGCAAGUGGAUAUCCUGGAAGCGGUGAGACAGUCAAUGCAGACCUACGAGGCGCUGUACAUCGGCAGCCUGCCUGUGCCCAGGGCCAUGGGGAUGGAUGUGCUGAACGAGGCCAUCGAGAAGCUGACGAGGGGCCCUGGGCGGGAGUGCUGGACUCCCUCCCUCAUCCGCGUGUCCGACACAGCCAUGAGGGUGCAUCCUGUGCAGGAUGAGGAGGCGGCAGACAUCUGGGAGUGCCAGGUGCGGUACGUGACCUUCCUGGGGGUGGGCCGGGAUGCCCACACCUUUGCACUCAUCGUGGACACAGGACAACACUUUCAGUGUGCGGCCUUCUGGUGCGAGCCCAACGCUGGCAACAUCUCAGAGGCGGUGCAGGCGGCUUGCAUGGUGCAGUACCAGAAGUGCCUGGUGGCUGCU
Messenger RNA from Phaethon lepturus (White-tailed tropicbird), 1208 nucleotides. It is a transcript of the gene APBB3, whose product is annotated as amyloid beta (A4) precursor protein-binding, family B, member 3. The annotation marks the transcript as partial. The transcript has 11 exons. Gene Ontology annotation, biological process: regulation of DNA-templated transcription. Gene Ontology annotation, cellular component: cytoplasm; nucleus. Gene Ontology annotation, molecular function: amyloid-beta binding; transcription factor binding. The record is from RefSeq and is a predicted model, not a curated record. NCBI's taxonomy places the organism in Eukaryota, Metazoa, Chordata, Aves, Phaethontiformes, Phaethontidae.